ACGAAGAGGCGCGAAGGUGCGCGCGAUGAGAAAUACAAGUCAGCUGAAAGACGCGAGACAAGAGGUAAUUCAUUCGCGGGAUCGAGUCGCGUAACGGCAACGAGAAAAUACGAUAAUUACAUUGUUGCGCGAGUCAUCGCAACGAGAGAGAUAAUAAACACUGCGCAUAGGAUUAAGCGCGAUACAAAAUUCUCGCGCACUAGACGCGAGAUAAUUAUGCGUUCGGCUGGAUGAGUUACGUCAGAAUGCGCAUUCAGAACGGCCUUCGCGCUCGUGGUAACCACACGUCCGUUGGCAUAUCUCCACACGUGUCACACCUGUGUGUAGUAAUACAGCGCUCGAAUUACGAAUUACAUGAUCGAUGUUACGGUAGAACAGAACAGGCCGGCUAAGUGCGGCAGUCGCGUAACGUCGACGCGUGUCUGCGCGCACAACGGGGCGGGAACUUCGAGCAGCAACUUCAAAAACGACUUCGAAAAAGUCGCGCGGUAUCCUCGAUACCGUCUCGGCGCGCGCGAUCGAACAGAUCGAGCGACGUCGCGGCUGUCACGUAUCCGCCGGCGACGAGAAAAUCCCGAGACGAAACCGUUAGGCAAUUGAAGCGGUGGCUUAUUUUGUAAGGAAACUUUCUUUCUCGUGCGUCUCCGCCGCUCUCGUGCGGCGCUGACGCGUGCGCAAAAUCUGUGUGUCGUGAUACAUAACGAGCGCGAUUCGUGCUGACGCUCACGUAGACGGUUUAAGUAACGUCGGCUGUUUCAACAUGCCACCCGGGGUGCAUUAUGCGCCCGAAAGUGACGCGUAACGAACGCCCAAUGUCGAAAUCGCGUCAAGUCGCGAGAGUCGUCCGUGAAUUUCGUCGGGAAAAGAAAAUGAGACUUCGUCUGAGAAGCGCCUUAUUAUCCUCGCCUCGAUAAUAACGCGCCGUGGCUAUGGCAUAAUUAUUCUCUCCGUAAUCGUCGUCUACUCCAUACUUCGGUUUGCUCCUCCUCAUCGCAAAGCUUCUCUCUCUUUUCCGCUAAAAGUAAUACUUCGAGGGAAAAUGAAUACGUCACGCGUUUUACGCGUGCCUACGUUCUAAACGUCGUAAAGGUCACCGCGGAAGCUCAUCGCGGAAGCAAGCACGCGGUCUCUGGCUCUAUUAUGAGAUCGUACCGUCUCUCUACGAUAUAGCCAGGCUCGGUCUCAGGUACAUUCUCCUGGACUGGGUAGAAGGAUUGGGUAGAUUAGGUAGGUAGGUAGGUAGGUAGGUAGGUAGGUAGGUUGGUAGGUAGGUAAGUAAGUAAGAAUGUAGGUAGAGGUAGCUGGGUAGGUAGGUAGGUGUGCGUAAGUCACCACAGGAAGAGAAUACUUUCACUGCCAAAGUGUGGCUGGGAGUAUUCGGGAAGGAUAAGAGGAAAGCUAAGCACGAGGGGGAAUACGACAAGGAAGGUGAGAGUGAAACGGAUGGAGGUAUAUCGGUGCAGUACCGUAUCGCUCUUUCGACUGUCAUUACCGGCUUCAUCGCGGCUUCAUUCGACUAUCAUCCAGUUACCGCGGACGACGACGCUUUUGACAGUGAUCGCACGUACGCACGUUACGUUCUUCCGUUUUCGCGAUCGAGAGCGAGUCUCGCGUUAAAAUCAAUCGACUGUUGAGCAGGGACGUCAGUUUCCGUGAUAUCGUUCUCCGAGUGAAGGAUUCUCGCAAGGAUUGCACGGGAAGGCUGUUUUCCGAUCGGGCAGUGAUACAAUCUCGGCUGGUUAACGAUAGGAUGCUAUCGAUGAUUGGCAUGUGAGAAAAAAACGACACAAGUACAAAUUCUGCCGCUGAAUUGCAGUGUGUUACGUGAAUUAUGAUGCGUUAUUGAUUUGUGAUAAUUACUGAUUUGACUCUCACUUAUGCAGGAAUAAGUAAAUGAGCAAGAAAAUGACUCAUUAAAUUGGAAAAGGUCACUAUGGGUGACUGAUGGGUGACACAAAAACGCAAUAGAGAAUAAAAAAAAUAAUAAGAAUGAGCGACAUUAUUUCUCUGUGACAGUCAGCGUGUUAAUGAAUUAUUAAUGCUUCGUGGAAUUAUGUGUCGACGAAGAAGUACAAAGGCAAUCCACCGGAACCGAUAGAAGCGUUAUGAGGAAUAUAAACGUCGAGGUGCCCCUCGACGUUCGCGGGACUGAAAAGAUCGGCACGAGGCCGCCCGACAUUCUAUUAUGACAACAAUCGACGGGACUAACGGGGCGACGAGACUGAGAGACCUCGAGAAAUUCUGAAGGCGAGAUCGAGUCGCUUUCCUCAGGAUGGUCUUCAGUACGAUAGUGGUGACGUCCGCCUUGAAGGGCGCCAUCGGCCUGGUGGGCACGGGCUUGUGGCUCGUGCCGCUACUGAUAGCGGGUCUCUCUUACUAUCGUUACGAUCAGCUCGAUCCCGAGAGUCGACCGAUCAACAGGUACCCUCUGUACGCGGAGUACGAUUUCGUGGUGGUCGGCGGCGGCUCGGCCGGGGCUGUGGUCGCCAGUCGACUCUCCGAGAUACCAGAGUGGAAUGUGCUGUUGCUGGAGGCCGGCCCGGACGAGAACGAGAUCUCGGACGUGCCGUCGUUGGCGGCGUACCUGCAGCUGACAAAGCUCGACUGGAAGUACAAGACCGAGCCCACGGGCAGAGCCUGCCUGGGCAUGAAAGGCGGCCGGUGCAAUUGGCCGCGGGGCAAAGUCUUGGGCGGCAGCAGCGUACUCAACUACAUGCUGUACGUUCGCGGAAACGCGCACGACUUUAACCACUGGGAGUCGUUGGGUAAUCCCGACUGGGGCUACGACGAGGUUCUCCACUACUUCAAGAAGUCGGAGGACAAUCGCAACCCGUACCUGCAGAGGAGUCCUUACCAUGCGACCGGCGGUUACCUGACGGUGCAAGAGUCACCGUGGAAGACACCCUUGGUCGUCGCCUUCGUUCAAGCCGGCGUAGAAAUAGGAUACGAGAACCGCGACAUCAACGGCGAACGACAGACGGGUUUCAUGAUAUCGCAGGGGACUAUUCGCAGAGGCAACAGGUGCUCCACCGCGAAGGCGUUCUUGCGGCCGGUCCGACUGCGUAAGAAUAUCCAUACGGCUAUGAAUAGCCACGUGACUAAGAUCAUAAUCGACCCGCUGACGAUGAAGGCGGUCGGUGUCGAGUUCGUUAGAGACGAUCGCAGGCAGAUAGUACGAGCGCGUAAAGAAGUCGUAUUGUCGGCGGGAGCUAUUAAUAGUCCUCAGAUUCUGAUGCUUUCGGGCAUCGGGCCGAGGGAACAUUUGCGACACGUUGGUAUCCCAGUCAUCAAGGACCUCCGGGUCGGCGACAAUCUGCAGGACCACGUGGGCAUGGGCGGUCUGACGUUCCUGAUUGACAAGCCAGUCGCCAUAGUUCAAAGUCGUUUUCAAGUGACUCCGAUGACGAUGCAUUACGUGGUCAACGGCAGAGGUCCUAUGACGACGCUGGGUGGCGUCGAGGGUUACGCUUUCGUCAACACAAAGUACGCUAAUCGGUCCAUAGACUACCCGGAUGUCCAGUUCCACAUGGCGCCGGCCUCCAUCAAUUCUGACGCGGGUGUGCAAGUGCGGAAGGUCCUCGGACUGACGGACGAAGUGUACAACACCGUCUACAGGCCGAUCGCCAACAAAGACGCCUGGACUAUCAUGCCUCUACUGCUGAGACCCAAGUCCCGAGGUACUGUACGACUACGAAGCUCAAAUCCCUUUCACAGCCCCAUCAUCAAUGCGAAUUACUUCUCCGACCCGAGGGACAUCGCCAUCCUGAUCGAGGGUGCGAAGCUCGCGAUCAGAGUGAGCGAAGCGAAGGUCUUCAAGCAAUUCGGCUCGAGAGUCUAUCGCGUCAAACUGCCGGGAUGCAAACACCUCAAGUUUGGUUCUGACGCCUACUGGGAGUGCCAAAUUCGACACAUCACCAUGACGAUCUACCACCCCGUAGGCACCGCCAAGAUGGGCCCGUCGACGGACCCCACCGCCGUAGUGGACCCGAGACUGAGGGUCCAUGGUAUCGCGGGUCUUCGAGUCAUCGACGCGUCUAUCAUGCCGACAAUUAGCAGCGGCAACACGAACGCUCCCGUCAUUAUGAUCGCCGAGAAAGGUGCUGAUCUUAUCAAGCAGGACUGGCUCUGACCGUCGCCAGGAACCGAUCGUGAAAGUAUGCGCGAGCCAAAGAUGGACGCUGAGGGGAGAGCGAUAAUCCUUCUAGGAGUCAUGAACUUCCUAAAUGAAGGUCAACAUUAUUUAGAGGAGCAAAUACCAGAGGUAACCCCGGAACACGAAGCCGUGUAUGACUUCGUAGUGGUUGGUGCCGGUACCGCGGGUGCUACAUUAGCCACGAGGCUCAGUGAGAUCCCUCAUGUUAAAGUAUUACUGAUAGAAGCCGGAGUUAACGAGAAUCUUCUCAUGGACGUACCGCUGCUAGUCCAUAUAUUGCAGUUAAGUGAUGUGAUCAAUUGGAAGUACCAAACUAAACCAUCGGACAAGUACUGUCUCGGCAUGAACAAGAACAGCUGCAGUUGGCCAAGGGGGAAAGUAAUGGGUGGCAGUAGUGUGCUCAAUUAUAUGAUCGCCUCCCGAGGCGCCGCCAAAGAUUACGAUCGUUGGGCAAAGAUGGGCAACGACGGCUGGGCCUACAAAGACGUCCUCAAGUAUUUUAAAAAGCUGGAAACGAUGGACAUUCCAGAGCUAAGAUCGGAUACCAAAUAUCACGGGACUAACGGACCAGUGCACAUCACGUAUCCACAAACUCACACACUGUUAGCGGAAGCUUUUUUACGAGCUGGCAAAGAACUGGGGUAUCCCUUGAUGGUGGACUACAACAGUAAAAGCACGAUAGGAUUCUCAUAUCUACAGACUACGAUUAAAAACGGCACUCGACUAAGUAGCAACAGGGCGUAUUUAAGUCUGGCGCGCUUUCGGAAAAAUCUUCACGUGACACGUGAGAGCACAGUGAAAAAAGUACUCAUUGACCGUCGCGAAAAUAAAGCGGUUGGAGUGAAGUUCACCAAGGGUGGUAAAACUAUCCGCGUAUUUGCGAAAAACGAGGUGAUCUUGUGCGCGGGUGCCAUCGGAUCACCUCAGUUGCUGAUGUUAUCGGGAAUUGGGCCGGCGGAACAUCUCGCUGAGCUCGGCAUAGACAUCGUUAAAGACGCCCCGGUCGGCGAGAAUCUGAUGGAUCACAUAGGUUUCGGAGGAUUAGUAUUUACGGUAAAUUCUACGACAGGUAUACAGAUAGCGGACAUAAUUAAUCCUAUGUACUCAUUUAUAACGGACUUUUUAAUGAGACGAUCGGGGCCAGUGACGAUACCGGGUGGGUGCGAAGCCCUCGCUUUCCUCGAUACCAAACAUCCAAAAAAAUUGGAUGGUUCGUCAGAUAUAGAGUUAAUCUUUAUCGGUGGUUCAUAUAAAGGAGAUCCUUUUCUCCCAAUAACAACGAAUCUAGAUGCAGAGAUGAGUCAAAUCUGGAACAAAUAUAACAGAUAUUAUGGCUGGACCAUAUUUCCGAUACUGUUAAAACCGAAAAGUCGCGGUUGGAUAAAGUUGCUGGCUAACGAUAUCAAUGUUAAACCUGAAAUCGUGCCGAAUUACUUCGAUAAUCCUGAAGAUGUGAAAACAUUGAUCGCCGGUAUAAGAUCUGCGAUAGAAUUGAGUCGUACACAGGCAAUGCAAGAGUUUGGUUCCCAAUUGACAAACGAUACGCUUCCUGGGUGCGAAAAGUAUGAGUACGAUUCUGAUGAUUAUUGGGAAUGUGCGAUAAGAACAGUUCCUUACACCAUCUAUCAUUUCUCUGGCACGUGCAAAAUGGGACCGAAAGGAGAUCCGACCGCUGUUGUCGAUCCCAGAUUAAAGGUCAAUGGCGUUCAAGGACUUCGAGUAGCUGAUGCGUCUAUUAUACCAGAAAUUGUAGCGGGCCAUACAAAUCUACCUGUCUAUAUGAUUGCAGAAAAAUUGGCAGAUAUGAUUAAGGAAGAAUGGGGAUACGUCUAGAUAUAACGAUUAUAUAACGUCUCAUAAAUUUCCUGAAUACUCCUGUAUGUGCAUCGUGAAAGAUACCUGAAGGAUACAAAACGUGAUAUUAUGUGAUAAUACACAAUACAUACAUACGUGAUAUUAUAUGAUAAUACACAAUACAUACAUGGAUAUAUGGAAAAUGACGUUUAAAUUAUUUUUAAGUUAUAUAUUUUCCAUCUUUGGUAGAUAUUAUUAAGAUGACGAUUAUCUAAGAUUUAUUUUAUGUCUAACACUAUUCCUUUCAUAGCCAUAUCAAUUUAAAAAAACUGAUCAUAUUUUAUGUAUACAUUGGCGUAUCUGUAUGUUUGUGGGUUUCUUUUCGUAUCUGUAUGUUUGCGUAGAUCUUUUCAAAAUAAAGAUUUGAUUUAUAAAAAUAA
Messenger RNA from Harpegnathos saltator (Jerdon's jumping ant), 6387 nucleotides. RefSeq lists its product as uncharacterized. The record is from RefSeq and is a predicted model, not a curated record. Lineage: Eukaryota; Metazoa; Arthropoda; Insecta; Hymenoptera; Formicidae. Gene Ontology annotation, molecular function: oxidoreductase activity, acting on CH-OH group of donors; flavin adenine dinucleotide binding. The transcript has 4 exons.